This is a messenger RNA of Galleria mellonella (greater wax moth), 2513 nucleotides long. RefSeq lists its product as uncharacterized. Gene Ontology annotation, cellular component: nucleus. The record is from RefSeq and is a predicted model, not a curated record. NCBI's taxonomy places the organism in Eukaryota, Metazoa, Arthropoda, Insecta, Lepidoptera, Pyralidae. The transcript has a single exon. Gene Ontology annotation, molecular function: metal ion binding. Bases 1 to 1368 code for a protein of 455 amino acids.
AUGGCUGCAUAUAAUCAUGAAAAUAUGGAGAAAAGCAGUGUUAUGAAAGUGUUUAUAAAUCCGAAUUUUAACAGAAAUAUAAAAACUAGAAAUGAAACAUUACCAACAAAUAAUAUUAUGCACAUCAAUCCAAAAUUUUCCCAAUAUGGUACUGGAAAGAAUUGGCAAAGUAAUAUGCGAAUUUAUAUUAAUCCAAAUUUUAUUAAAACAAAUCAAACAACUGAUUUGGAGUCGAAAAGUAAACUAAUUCUUAAUAAAUUGAAUUACGAUAAAAAUAUUAAAUUGCAAAAGCAAGCUGUUGAUAAUUCAUCAUUUGAUAAUAAACACAAUUCAAUUUUGCAACCUACAAUGAUUAAAUCUCGAUACUGCUUAGUGAGACAGGUUAGUAAACUACAAGGCAUUCAGAAAUUAGAUGAAACUAAGACAAAAGUGAAAAUAAGUAAAUAUAAGUCAAUUCGCCUAAAUGUCAGAAACACUACAAAUUCCUUGGAAAGAAAUAAUACUGCUCAUGUGAAAUUACCAUAUGCGAGCAUAUUAAAUACGACCAAGCAAGUUAAUAAAAAAUACGACAACAUGAUUAACUUGCAAACUAAAUUAAACAGUCGAUUUAAACUUGUGAAACAAAAUAUCGAAUUAUGUAAAUCCGAUUUGAAUUUAAGAAGUACAAAAAUGAACAAAGCACACAGAGAUCUAAAAAAUAUGAUUAAAUUAAACAGUCAAGCAAAAUUAAAAAAUAUUAAAGGAAAAUUAAAGAAAAACAACAUUCCUUGCCCCUUAUUUAAAAAAUAUGGAAAAUGCUUGAGAAUGGAACUCGGAAACUGCGAAUAUAUGCAUGAUAAGAAACAUGUGUCCAUAUGCCGAAAAUUCUUAAAAGGAAUAUGUCAUGAUCAGGAGUGCCUUCUUUCUCAUGAAUUAACAUUGAAAAAGAUGCCCACUUGUUACUUUUAUUUACAGGGGAUGUGUACAAAAGAAGGAUGCCCAUAUCUACAUGUAAAAUUAAAUGAGAAAACCAAAGUUUGUGCAGAUUUUAUAAAAGGAUAUUGUGAAAAGGGUGACAAAUGUUUGAAUAGGCAUGUAAAUCCAAAUUAUGUGAACAAACCAAAAUGUUUAAAAAUAGAAAACAAAUAUAAGAACAAAGCAAAUAAACAGAAAGUUAGUAAGUGUUCAGAUAACACAAAUAAAGGCCCUAAUCAAUUAGAACCAAUUAGUUCUACUUCAUUGCUAAAAAAUCACAAAGAGAACAGUGACGAGGUAGAGUGUCGAUAUUAUAAGGAUGCGAAACAUAGUGAUAAUGAGUGUGAAAAAUAUGAAAUUAUUAAACCAUCAAGAUGUAAGUUAGGUACAUUGCCAUCUUUUAUUAAACUGUAAAUAUUAUAAGUCAGUGAUGUCCUCCACUGUUAAAAUUAGGGCUUACCUUAGGCGGUUACAAGGUUAAUCGUAUACUAUUACUGUUGUUUCAGCUUGGUAUAUGCAUUACGAUUAACCUGUGUAAUUAUUGGUAAUGUAAAAAAGCAAAAGUAUAUUAGAGUUAGAUAGCUAGAGGGAUAGUUUGAGUACAGAUAAGAUUCCUAAAAAUAAGAAAACUUUUAAAUGAUACGUUUAACAAGUACAGUUGAAAUAGUUUUCUAUUUAUAUGCAAUAAUUUAGAACCAUUACAAGACUUGUACAGAAAUUAGUCAAGGGAAAUGAUCACAUUAAGCUAAAAAUGGAAUGCAAUGGGGCAUUCUUGCACGAAAAUUAAUAUAUCAAUAUCUAAGUAGGUACUAUUUCAUAAUCUUUAAUUUUCAGAACUACUACAUUACGCACAUAUUUUGUGUUUUUAAAGUCCUAAACCAGUUUUUUAUUCCUCUGUAAUUAUUGUACUUACCAUAAACGUAGAUGUAAACGUACUCACGUUCUCACAUUUACAAUGCUAUCAUAAAAAUGAAACAACAUAUUAGUUAUAUUAGUAUCAGUGUAAUAUAUGUAAAUAUAAUUCAAAUUUUAUAUGGAAUUGAAGCAGCAAAAAUCCACGUUUUUGUAAUAAUUUUAACGUUUACGUUUGGAUUAUAUUGUAAAUUUUAAUCUGUGUAAUUCUGGUGCAAAAUAUUUGUAAUGGUUUUAUAAUAAAGCAAAAUAAAGCAUGUUCUUUUUUCUUAAUUUAUAUCCAGAUACAGCACAUUUUCACCAAGUACAUUCACUUAAAAUUAAUUACACUUCAAAAAGUUAAUCACAAUUUAUUUUGUUUGUACUCCUACUGUACUUUUCGAAGAUAAAGCUGCUGGUCGAGGGGUGCUUCGACUAUUAGGUUCCCUUAGUCGCCUCUUACUACACCCACAGGAAAGGAAGGGUUCGUCCAUUCUAUGCUGACCACACGGCAAAAUUGCCAAUCGUAUAUUUAUGUUUGUAACCUAUCUACAUUACAGUCUUCAAUUAUUUUUUAUCGUACUUUUAAAAUUUUGAGAUACGAAUUUAUAAUAUUGUACAUAUAGACUUAAUUUUUUAACAAGGAAUAAUAAAUAUAUUUUAAUAAA